CAUGUUUGUGUGUCUUCUUCCCUCAAGUUUUGCCAUUCUAUUCUAUCCGGACAAGGCCUGAACUGAGGCUAAGGCUGAGGCUAAGGCUAAGGCUAAAACUAAGCCUGACCCUUCUUCUUCUUCUUCUUCUUCUUCUUCUUCCUUUUACCACUAAUGUCAAAGUUUUCACUUCUGCCACUCUCAAUUUACGCUCCCACCAAUCCAACUCUUCAUGCUUCCCUCUCCGUACACCACUGAAGUCGUUUUCGACCAUGCCCAUGGAUAUUCCCGAAGCUCAUUGUCGUUUUCUCCACCACAGCCAUCUACUCACCCAUCGAACUACCUACUCUUCUUCUUCUUGGUUUCUCAGCUCAUUGAGGUUUUUGUCUCCCAGGUAUAUCUACCACAAUACUCCUGUAGGUAAUGUGUUCAGAUUUGCUCUCUGUAUAGGGAGUCGAGAUUCUUUUCGAAGAUGCCCGGUAAUGUCAAUGGAAAAAGACAUGUUAACCGCUACUUUAAAGGGAACAUGCAAGGUGGUUUUGACCAUAGAAACUGAUCUUAAAGCUGGUCAACUUCUUUAUGUUACUGGGGAUCCUAUUGCACUAGGUUGCUGGGAUCUGGAGAUGGCCGUACUAAUGUCUCCUACAGAACAUGCCAACUUAUGGAGGGCUGAAGUUGAGAUUGCUUGCGGCGUAAACUUCAAGUACAAUUAUUUAAUAAAGAGAGAUGCAUCACAUAAUGGCAUCAAUUGGAGACCUGGACCUGAAUUUUCUCUAUCAGUACCCCUACUUGUAAAACAAGGUAAGAAUAUUGUGGUGAGGGACUCAUGGAUGAGAUCAAGUACCAUGCUGCCUUCUGGACAUUCAUUGAUGUCAUGGAUUGAGGAUUCAUAUCUUCUAAUACAACCUGUAAUCUUGGAACGAGACAGAGAUGAAGAUGAGACAGUGAAACACCUGAAAAGUGAUUUGGAGUUUCCAUCCUCAAAUCAUCUGAGAAUAAAGGAUGAACUAUAUACUGAGAAUGGUACAGUCACUACUUCUUAUGAGGGCUCAAAUUCUGACAGAUCUUUCUCCGAAAGAUAUCAGCCUGUAGAGGAACCUUGGUUGCUCCAAUCACCUCUAUUAUCUACUGUCUAUGAGGAUAAGAUGGGCUUAGGUGUUUCUGAGAACUAUGAGACUAUGAAGGAUGACAUGAAAAAGUUGGAAGACCCUGGAAAGUUGUUGCAUCAGGAAGAGAAUAAUUUGAUUUUGAAGGAGUCAGCUUCUACGGAGUCAACUUCUACAAUUAUUUUGAUCAAUUCUUCAAUAUGUACCAUGCAAAGAAUUGCUGUAUUGGAAGACAGGCAGUUGGUUGAGUUGUUACUUGAACCAGUUAAAACCAAUGUUCAGUGUGAUAGCGUGUAUCUUGGGGUGGUCACAAAACUUGUUCCCCAUAUGGGUGGAGCUUUUUUGAACAUUGGGAGUUCUAGACCCUCUCUUAUGGACAUUAAACAAAAUAGGGAGCCAUUCAUAUUUCCUCCAUUUCGUCAAAGAACAACAAAACUAGAAGUUAAUGGUUCUGUGAUCGAAGCUAUUGAAGAGCAUAUGGAUGCUCAUGGAAACAAGAACACAGAACUUGAUAAUGAAGUAAUGGAUGAGAUAACAGAUGUUGUCUCUCAGGAAGACUCCGAAUCAUCUAUGCAUGAUGAUGAUGAUGACGAGGAUCACGAGACUGAAGAUGAGCUUGAUGUUUCUGAAGCUCUUGCUGACAAUAUGAAUGGUAGUAUUGUUGAUCAUGGCGAAGCAGAAGCUAAUUUUGAUGAGGAUAAUAUAAAUGGAAUAGAACUCAACAUCGGAGAAGCCAAUACUAAUUCUUUUCACGUUGGCAUAAAUGUUUCUGGCAAUUCUCAAAUGCCUAAUCUGCAAGAUAUUAAUGAUUCUAAGCAAAAAACAAAGAAGGAUUCUAGGCAAGCAGCCACUAACAAAAACAAAUGGGCUGAAGUACAGAAAGGCACAAAAGUAAUAGUACAAGUCGUCAAAGAGGGUUUGGGCACAAAAGGUCCUACACUAACUGCUUACCCAAAACUACGUAGUAGAUUCUGGGUUUUGAGUACUUGUUGCGAUAGAAUUGGAGUGUCAAAGAAAAUCUCUGGUAUGGAGCGUACACGCUUGAAAGUCAUUGCAAAAACUUUGCAGCCUCGGGGUUUUGGUCUGACUGUCAGGACAGUUGCUGCUGGUCAUACUUUAGAGGAAUUGCAGAAGGACUUGGAAGGUCUGCUCUCAACUUGGAAAAACAUUAUGGAACAUGCAAAAUCUGCUUCUCUUGCUGCAGAUGAAGGUGUUGAAGGGGCUGUUCCAGUAAUUCUGCACAGAGCAAUGGGUCAAACUCUCUCGGUUGUCCAGGAUUAUUUUAAUGAGAAGGUUGAAAGAAUGGUGGUUGACUCUGGAAGGACUUAUCAUGAGGUAUGUAAUUACCUUCAGGACAUUGCCCCAGAUCUUUGCGAUCGAGUUGAGUUACACAAAAAAGGAGUUCCUCUUUUUGAUGAAUUUAACAUUGAAGAAGAGAUCAAUAGUAUUCUUAGUAAAAGGGUUCUUCUUUCUAAAGGAGGUUCUUUAGUAAUCGAGCAAACUGAAGCAUUAGUCUCUAUCGAUGUAAAUGGUGGUCAUGUGAUGCUUGGUCAUGGAAAUUCACAGGAAAAAGCUAUUCUUGAUGUCAACCUUGCAGCUGCUAAACAAAUUGCAAGAGAGUUACGGCUGAGGGACAUUGGUGGCAUUAUUGUGGUGGAUUUUAUUGAUAUGACAGAUGAAGCAAAUAAAAGACUGGUCUAUGAAGAGGUUAAGAAAGCUGUUGAAAGAGACAGGUCAAUGGUCAAGGUCUCAGAAUUGUCGAAGCAUGGACUAAUGGAAAUUACAAGAAAGAGGGUUCGACCUAGUGUGACAUUUAUGAUUAGUGAACCGUGCAAUUGUUGUCACGGUACUGGGAGAGUAGAAGCUUUGGAGACUUCAUUCUCAAAAAUUGAGCUAGAAAUUUCUCGGUUAUUAGCAACAAAGAACAAAAAAUCAGACCCUGGAAACCCCAAAUCUUGGCCAAAAUUCAUUCUACGGGUUGAUCAACACAUGUGCGAGUACUUGACCUCCGGGAGAAGGACACGACUUGCGCACUUGAGUAGUUCCCUCAAAGUUUGGAUUCUUUUGAAGGUUGCUAGAGGCUUCACUCGAGGUGCAUUCGAAGUCAAGCCAUUUACAGAGGACAAGGAAAACGAAAAGAAGCAGCAAGGUGGUAUUUCAGCAUUACGACCUACUAAGACUAAAAAUAACCACUCUGGCAAAAAAGUAACUGUGUUUCCAGUAAAAAAGUGGAAGGGUAGUAAGAAAUGAAUGUUUCCAGACCGGCAUGUGUUCUUGGUUUCUGUACAAAAAGAGGUUACAUUUUUUGGGAUAUUGGAGGAAAAUGAAGAACAAGAACAAAAGAGAGGGGGUGUAUUCUUACCCUUAGUCUUGUUUCAUUGUUGAUAAAAUGUAAAUUUAGAUUGUAUUCAUCCAAACAGUAUUUUAGAGCUACUAAUUUGGUUUUGUAUCAGUGCUAGGUCGGGCAGUUUUGUUCUUGAGAACAAAUUUUCUUCAAUAAUUAUAAGUUUUGCUCUCUCUCAA
This is a messenger RNA of Humulus lupulus (European hop), 3608 nucleotides long. RefSeq names its product ribonuclease E/G-like protein, chloroplastic. Gene Ontology annotation, cellular component: cytoplasm. The record is from RefSeq and is a predicted model, not a curated record. Bases 252 to 3335 code for a protein of 1027 amino acids. Gene Ontology annotation, biological process: rRNA processing. Gene Ontology annotation, molecular function: RNA binding; starch binding; RNA nuclease activity. The transcript has 14 exons. NCBI's taxonomy places the organism in Eukaryota, Viridiplantae, Streptophyta, Magnoliopsida, Rosales, Cannabaceae.